Molecule: messenger RNA, 314 nt
Organism: Serpula lacrymans var. lacrymans S7.9
Lineage: Eukaryota; Fungi; Basidiomycota; Agaricomycetes; Boletales; Serpulaceae
Exons: 2
Coding region: 83-265 (60 amino acids)
Source: RefSeq, a predicted model, not a curated record
AUUUCAGUGUACCAUCGCAGAGGGGUGUUACAGACACCGCUAAUGUAAGAUCAUUGCUAAACAUGGAUGGACUCUUGCUGUGAUGCUUCCUUCCUUAUAUCAUCUAGCUGAGGAAGGCAAGCUAUACGAAAGGACAGCUACAAUCAAGAUCCUUGGGGGAAUCAGAUGGAUCUUUGCCGUGGCGUACCCUAAGAUCAUAUUUCAGUGUACCAUCGCAGAGGGGUGUUACAGACACCGUCAAUGUACGAGCAUUGCUAAACAUUGAUGACGCUCGCGAAGCGUGGCGCAAGACAGGCCUGGGAGUAAGUUGGCGU